Messenger RNA from Eubalaena glacialis (North Atlantic right whale), 2339 nucleotides. RefSeq names its product N-acetyllactosaminide beta-1,6-N-acetylglucosaminyl-transferase-like. Lineage: Eukaryota; Metazoa; Chordata; Mammalia; Artiodactyla; Balaenidae. Gene Ontology annotation, cellular component: membrane. The coding region runs from base 463 to 1803 and encodes 446 amino acids. The transcript has 2 exons. The record is from RefSeq and is a predicted model, not a curated record. Gene Ontology annotation, molecular function: acetylglucosaminyltransferase activity. Gene Ontology annotation, biological process: transforming growth factor beta receptor signaling pathway.
GAUUAACAGGAAGUUGGAGCUGACACAGUUGCCAACCUUUUGGCCAGGAGAAGAGGCUGGGGUUAAAGUCUUAGAGCAAUGGCUUUCAGAAUAGUCAGUUCACCCCUUGGCGAUUUUCCUGUAGGGAAACGUGGACACGUUGGAGUCAAAACCUCCCUGAGGCAACUUGUUUUUAUGUAGAAACAGGUUGCAGGAAGGGGGCGUGGGGACUGAGCAAAGCAAAUCCCAAAGAGUUACUUCAGAAAUGUGAGGAGGAAAGGUGGAAAUGCAGUGCAGUGGCAAACGAGGAGAAAAGGAAGACAGAAAAAAAGGACAAGCAUGUUCAACUGGAAGGUUACAGAACAGCCGAUCAGAACUGCACCUACCAAAAGGAUGGUUAUGGAUUCUGGAGAAAAUGUAAGUUAAAUCUACCUAUGCUCUGAUCAGAUCCCAAGAGACAUUUUACUCACUUCCUGGUUUUGAAUGAUGGGCUCUUGGAAGCAGUGUCUUUUUUGUGUGUCUCUGGUCACUGCUCUGAUUUUUGUGUUUGUUUACAAUAAUGAGUUAUGGGAGAAUAAAAAUUUCCUGGGAGCAUCUCUGUCCAAUGCUUCGCUAUUAGCAGAAGUCUGUCGUCAGAUUUUUAAGGGGAAGGUUUUUUACCCAACGGAGAAUGCAUUGAAAACUACCCUCAGUGAAUCUACCUGUUACGAGUACAUAGCUCAAAGUCACUACAUAACAGAAGCACUCUCUGAAGAAGAGGCUGGCUUCCCUUUGGCUUACAUGAUGACCAUCCACAAAGAUUUUGGCACUUUUGAGAGACUCUUCAGGGCAAUUUACAUGCCCCAAAAUGUCUACUGUGUUCAUGUGGAUAAAAAGGCAACAGAUACAUUUAAAGAUGCAGUGAAGCAAUUACUGAGCUGCUUCCCAAAUGCUUUUCUGGCUUCCAAGAUGGAGCCCGUGGUCUACGGUGGGAUUUCCAGGCUCCAGGCUGACCUGAACUGCAUCAAAGAUCUUGCAGGCUCUGAGGUUCCAUGGAAAUAUGCCAUCAACACCUGUGGGCAAGAUUUCCCCCUGAAAACCAACAGGGAGAUAGUUCAGUAUCUGAAAGGAUUUAAAGGGAAAAACAUCACCCCAGGGGUGCUGCCUCCCGAUCAUGCUAUUGGACGGACUAAAUAUGUCCACCAAGAACUAUUGAGCAAAAAAAAUUCCUACAUGAUUAAAACCGCGAAAUUGAAAACUCCGCCUCCUCACAACAUGACCAUUUACUUUGGCACUGCCUACGUGGCCCUCACGAGAGAAUUCGCUAAUUUUGUCCUCCAAGACCAGCAGGCACUUGACUUACUGUCCUGGUCCAAGGACACCUACAGUCCUGAUGAACAUUUCUGGGUCACACUCAAUAGGAUUCCUGAAACCUCCUGUGCAUCCCCGCCACAUACAGCCUCACGUCCUAGCCCCUUUGCUGGAAGGGAGCUCAUUGCAGCGUGGCCCCUUGACCUCUGCAGCGCCUUCUCGCCCUAUGCUCCGCCCCCCCAUCCCAUACUGCACACCAGCUGUACCAGACAACUCGUGGGUCUCAAAUGUGCCACUUUCAGCCUCCCUGCCUCGACGCAUGCCAGCUCCCCUCCAGAAUGCUCUAGAACGCUCUUCCUCCCUCUCCCUCCUCUGAUUGGCAUGUGCAUUUCUUUGAAGAUUCAGCUUAGAGUCAUAUUCUCUAAAGAGCCUUUCCUAAUUCUCGCUCCUGUGGACUCCAUCCCCCUGUGUCACAUUGUACUACUGUUAGUCUUGCAAUGCUGUGUUUGUGCUCCUAGUGGCCUUCUAGACUGACCUGCAAGGGUAGCACCAGCACCUGCUAAUUUCUUCUUCCUUGUUCCUGGCACAACGCCUGGCACACGAGCAAUGGAGCCCUGGCUUCUCAGUGUCAUUUCACUUGCACAAACUCAACAGUAUCUCUCUCUCUCACACACACACACACACACACGUACACACAUGCACACUCACAGUGUGUGUAAGUCUAAAUGGCCAUCCCUCCGCCGCCCUCCAUUCCGCCCAAUGAAUCUGGGGUCCACAGUGAGCGUGAGGUGGAUUCUGCAUUCCCAUGAUGGGUCUUGGUUCCCAUGCUCACGAAUCUUAAAGAUACAGUGUGCAUCUCAUGACAUGGCUCCUCAGCUCAAAUUAACUUCUUCAUCUGGUGCUCAUAAGAAGAAACCACCAUCUGGACCAAGAUGAAAAGGAAAAUUGUCAGCAUUGGAAUUAUGGAGAGACUCCGUGUCAUCUUAAUAUUCCCAAAGGAUUUCUCCAGAGGAAUUUUGACUGUAUGCUGUCUUCCCUGUACAUAUUGGCUUUGUAACCUAAUCUCCCAG